AUGACUAGGGUGUUAUGCGUUGCUGAGAAGCCUUCUAUUGCGAAGUCUGUGGCCCAAACUCUGGGUGGCGGCCGGGUGUCUCUGCGGGAAUCAGGCAACAAAUACGUGAAAAACUACGACUUCAGAUUCGAGUUUCCCGAGUGGGGUUGGUGCGACGUGACCAUGACAUCAGUUUUGGGGCAUCUCACGUCGAUAGACUUUCCCGAGUCUUUUGCCUGGGGAAACUGUGAUCCCGACAGACUGUUCCAGGCACCGAUCAUGACCAAAGGCUCUGGAUCGGACAGUGCUAAAGUGGCCACCAACAUCACGAAUGAGGCUCAGCGUGCCAACCAUUUGAUGAUCUGGACAGAUUGUGAUCGAGAAGGAGAGUAUAUCGGGUUUGAAAUUUUGGAACAGGCCAAAAAGAAGAACGGUUUCUUCAAUCUGAAUAACACAUACAGAGCGCAGUUCUCUCAUCUGGAGCGAUCACACAUAGUGAGAGCUGCUAAAAAUCCCAUCAAACUGAACAAAAAUGCUAUAGAUGCGGUUAGCACGCGAAUGGAGGUUGAUCUUCGAACGGGUGCCAGUUUCACGAGAUUUCUGACCGAAACUUUCAGGGCACGAUUCAAAGACACCGUCCCCAAGGUGGUUUCGUAUGGGGCCUGUCAAUUUCCCACUCUUGGAUUUGUUGUUGAUCGGUACAAGAGAGUGAAAAGCUUCGUUCCAGAAGAAUUUUGGUACCUGUCGAUUGAGGCUAAAAAGGGGAAUUCCAAAGUGCCUCUCACCUGGAGCAAGCCUUCCUUAUUUGACAGGCUUGUUGCUCUUGUGAUCUACCAGGAAUGUGUCCAGUUUUCAGGAAAUCAAGCAACUGUCACCAAUGUCAGUUCAAGACCUACCAGCAAUUGGGCGCCAUUGCCCUUGACCACUGUAGAACUUCAAAAGUGUUGCUCCAACAUCUUCAAAAUGGGUGCGAAGGAAACCGUCGAUUGUGCAGAGAAACUGUACAACAUGGGUUUCAUUUCAUAUCCCAGAACAGAGACUGAUAAGUUUCCCAAAAACAUGGAUUUCAAGAGCCUGAUAGAGAAGCAUGCGCAGUCUUCUACGUGGGGAGAGUAUGCAGCAGCAUUGGCCAACGAGCCUGGCAAGUUUAGAACUCCGAGGGAAGGUUCUCAUGACGAUAAAGCCCAUCCUCCAAUUCAUCCGAUCUGCUUCACUGAUGGAGCAUCUUUGAAUGCGAAACAGAAACAGGUUUACGAGUUUGUGGUUCGCAGAUUUCUGGCAUGUUGCUCUAAAGACGCUACUGGAAGUCUUACCACAGUCAAAGUAAGAUGGGGAACUGAGGAUUUCGCUGCCUCUGGGCUGAACGUGAUUGAAACGAACUACUUAGACAUCUACACAUACAGCAAGUGGGAGUCCUCCAAAAAGUUGCCUGCGUUCGAAAUGGGAGAGAUCAUAAACCUUUCUAAGGCUGAACUAGCGACCGGCCGUACUUCACCUCCCGAGUAUCUCACCGAGUCUGAGCUAAUUGCUUUAAUGGACGCCAACGAGAUUGGAACCGAUGCCACAAUUGCAGAGCAUAUCGAGAAGAUUCUGACGAGAGAGUAUGCUGUCAAAGUGCCGAAAGGAACAGGCAGGUCAAAAGUGUUACAAAUCGUUCCCACUGAACUGGGCUAUGGACUAGUAGAAGGGUUCAACCAGAUUGGAUUUGACAGGAUAUCGCUGACCAAACCGUUUUUGAGGAGAGAGUUAGAAGGCAAGCUGAGGAACAUUGUUGAUGGCCAGAAGAGAAAGCAAGAGGUCCUGGAGGAGAUCAUUGAGCUCUACCAUCAAGCGUUCGUACAAACUAAGCAGAACAAGUCUGUUGUUUUGGACUCAUACAGAAAAAUAGUUGAGUCAAAUAGUUGA
Molecule: messenger RNA, 1884 nt
Organism: Kuraishia capsulata CBS 1993
Lineage: Eukaryota; Fungi; Ascomycota; Pichiomycetes; Pichiales; Pichiaceae
Exons: 1
Coding region: 1-1884 (627 amino acids)
Biological process (GO): DNA topological change
Cellular component (GO): nucleus
Molecular function (GO): DNA binding; DNA topoisomerase type I (single strand cut, ATP-independent) activity
Source: RefSeq, a predicted model, not a curated record